UGCGAUUGGUAUAUUCCUCGUUCCGCAGCCCCUCCCCGUUCUGUGGGAGGUAAACACUGAGGGAGAACAGAUAGCAACAACUUCUAAACAGAAUCCCGUGUGCUGCCAUGGACAGUGUGGAGAUGGACUCUGUCCAGAUUAAAGAGGAGUUCCCUGAACCUGAACUUCUACCCUUUAAAGUGGAGUUCUUUGGGCUGGCUUCCCUCCCCAUUAAACAGGAGCUCUGUGAGAUGCAAUGUGAGAAGAUGCAGUCAGAGGUCUCUGAGAUUAAAGCUGAGCACAGUGAAAUGGAGAUCCCCCAGACAGAAGAACCCCUUUUUGUUAAACAAGAAGAUGUGUUGGAAAUGGUCCGUAUUAAAUGGGAGCCCCUUGUAGUAGAGUUUGACCACAUGGAACCAGGGAAGGAAGAAUCCGAGGACUUCAAACCACACAUCCCUGAGCUGGAGCCUGUACGCCUGCGGGAGUGUAGCGUGGUGCUGGAGAGAAUCUGCUUGAGAGAGCAAGGCGAUGGAGAGGAAGGCCUUCCCAACAGCAUGCAAGGAGGUGGAAAGGAAGGCGGGCGGUCACAUUCAGAAUGCAGUCUAGCAGGUUCCAGUCCAGCAGCUAAAGCAAGGGCGGGCGGUGGAGAAUAUCCUGACUGUGGAAAAGGUUUCACGCAGUUAGGGCACUUAAAAAAGCCCCAGAGAAUUCACACCGGAGAGAAACCGUAUCACUGCUCUGACUGUGGGAAGAGUUUCAGUCAGUCAGGACAUCUGAAAGAACACCAGCGAACUCACACAGGAGAGAAACCGUAUCGCUGCUCUGACUGUGGGAAGAGUUUCAGUCAGUCAGGAACCCUGAAAGAACACCAGCGAACUCACACAGGAGAGAAACCGUAUCACUGUUCUGACUGUGGGAAGAGUUUCAGACAGUCAAGAGACAUGAAAACACACCAGCGAACUCACACAGGUGAGAAACCGUAUCACUGCUCUGACUGUGGGAAGAGUUUCAGUCAGUCAGGAACCCUGAAAGUACACCAGCGAACUCACACAGGAGAGAAACCGUAUAGUUGCUCUGACUGUGGGAAGACUUUCAGUCGGUCAGACAGCCUUGUUUCACACCAGCGAACUCACACCGGAGAGAAACCGUAUCGCUGCUCUAACUGUGGGAAGAGUUUCAGUCAGUCAGGACAUCUGAGAGAACAUCAGCGAACUCACACAGGAGAGAAACUGUGUGGCUGAUCUGACUAUGGGAAAAGUUUCAGCUUAAACAAGCACUUCAAAAACACCAGUGAAUUCACAGUAGAGAGAAACCUUAAAGGGACAAUGGGACUUUUUACUCAUGAGGUUAAAAAACAUGAAUCUUGCAUUAUAAAUCUCUAUGUAAUUACUCUUUUGUGUAUCACUCUUAAGAGCAUGCAUUUUAAAUGGUAAAAAUGUCUGAUGGACAAGUCAGGAGAAAUCAAUAACUCAGUGUGGAAAUUAGUUUCAAGAUUUAACAUUUGAACUUAAUUAACUUGAAAAUAAAUGAAUCGAUGGGAAAGAGUAUCCCAGAGACAAGACUGCACCAUCCUUACAGGGCAAUCGCCUGGACGAUUUGUCUUGUAAAUUCAUCACAAUUCUAAAACUAAUGAAAAAUGAUGGUGUCGCAUAGCUGUAUUAUGACAUGAAUGACUGAAUAUUGUAUGACAUGUAGCUUUGCAAUGUGCGUUUCCUAUGCUUGUAAUUGUGCCUGCUUUCGUAAACUGCCCUGUGUAGCAGGCAUGUGUACUGAUCUCAGGUACAGAAAGGCAAAUAGUGAUUUCUAAAGAGACAUGACUGUAUAAUUAAACCUUGAGUGUGCUGAUUUAACAAUUGAUUAAUUAUACAACACAAUACUAAGCAAUGCUAAAAACAAAGCCUAUGUCUAAAUUGUAUUCAAAUGAGUAAAAUGUAUUUGUUAAGGCUUGUUGCAUCAAAUUGAGUACAGCACUCUCCUUCGGUGUCGUUCUCAUACUGGCUGUCAGUGCUGGAGCCUUCAUGUUGUGACGUAGCACCGGGGAAGACUCUGCAGCCAGAGGAUAAAGGGGAUGGGCCAGGAAAGUGGCUUUAGGUAGAGAAAAAAAACAUGAAAAUGAAAGCAUGUCACAACGAAUCAUGAAUGUUUUUUU
This is a messenger RNA of Acipenser ruthenus (sterlet), 2128 nucleotides long. RefSeq names its product zinc finger and SCAN domain-containing protein 2-like. The coding region runs from base 108 to 1220 and encodes 370 amino acids. The transcript has 3 exons. NCBI's taxonomy places the organism in Eukaryota, Metazoa, Chordata, Actinopteri, Acipenseriformes, Acipenseridae. The record is from RefSeq and is a predicted model, not a curated record. Gene Ontology annotation, biological process: regulation of transcription by RNA polymerase II. Gene Ontology annotation, molecular function: RNA polymerase II cis-regulatory region sequence-specific DNA binding; DNA-binding transcription factor activity, RNA polymerase II-specific.